AUGGCAUCUUCGGGUGUCGAAUACCCCGCCGCCUCAGCUCCUGGGUAUACGGUUGGAAAUGGUCUCUCCGAUACGGAGAAGAUUGCCCUCGGUCGGCAAGAUAGCCAGAUCGAAUCCCUUGCGAUGGUUGGGGAGACAGACGGCACGCACCGCAAACUUAAGGCUCGCCAUAUACAACUGAUCGGCAUCGGCGGCACGAUUGGCACGGCCCUCUAUGUCCAGAUCGGUGCCGCACUACUCGAUGGUGGCCCGGGAAGUCUGUUCAUUGCCUUCUCGCUCUGGUGUACUGUCAUUCUUGCCGUGACCAUGUGUAUGGCAGAGAUGGUGUCAUAUCUACCCAUCUCCUCGCCGUUCAUCCGUUUCGCCGGUCGUUAUGUCGACGAAGCCUUCGGUUUUGCUGCCGGGUGGAAUUUCUUCGUCUUUGAGGCUAUGCUCGUGCCUUUCGAAGUGACGGCAUGUAAUGUUGUUAUUCACUUUUGGAGUGACAUUGUGCCGGCAGGCGCUAUAAUUGCAAUCGUCCUUGUGCUUUAUGCGCUGAUCAACCUCCUGGCUGUUGAAUGGUACGGUGAAACGGAAUUCUGGGCCGCUCUCGGCAAGGUGUUACUUAUCGUCGGGUUGAUUAUAUUUACGUUCGUUGUAAUGGUGGGUGGGAAUCCGCUGCACGAUCGAUUCGGCUUUCGGUAUUGGUACGAACCUGGCUCGUUCGCCGAGUAUUACACGACAGGAUCCCUUGGCCGUUUCCAGGGCUUUAUGCAAUGCUUGAUCCGGGCGGCUUUUACUAUUGCUGGUCCGGAUUACGUCUCUAUGGCCGCUGGAGAAGCCGAAAAUCCUCGCGUGGUAAUGCCUAAAGCCUUUAAUGCAGUGUUCUAUCGGUUGACUACAUUCUUCAUGCUUGGGUCUCUAUGCGUAGGAAUCUUAGUUCCAUACAACGACGCUGAAUUGACUCGGGCAAACGCCAAUGCCGCGCCUGGGGCGGCAGCUUCACCAUAUGUUUUGCUAUGGAUCGAUUGA
Molecule: messenger RNA, 1011 nt
Organism: Daldinia childiae
Lineage: Eukaryota; Fungi; Ascomycota; Sordariomycetes; Xylariales; Hypoxylaceae
Product: General amino acid permease AGP2
Exons: 1
Coding region: 1-1011 (336 amino acids)
Biological process (GO): amino acid transmembrane transport
Cellular component (GO): membrane
Molecular function (GO): amino acid transmembrane transporter activity
Source: RefSeq, a predicted model, not a curated record